ACGAAAUGUCUACUUCAGUUAAAAGGUGCGUUUGCAGUUCUUCUCGUGACUUUCAGCAUCAAGGACUAACAAGUUUAUUUUUUUUUCCAACUGAAGAAUCUCUUAAUUUUUCUCUUAACUUAGAAUAAUUUUUUGUAUUUAUUAUUUUUCAUGAAUUUAAUUUCAUUUUCAAUGAAAGUGUUAAUAAAAUAAAAAGGGAAAAAUUAAAUAAUUCAAAAAAUUUUUUAAAAAAAUUUUUUAAUUGACAAAUAAAUUUGUCAAUUUAUUUUCGUCACGAAUUUGUGUUGUACUUGAAAAUUUACAAGAAGAGGAUAAUUAUUUCUUCAAAUCUCCGGACAAAAGGAUAAUUUAUUUCUCACGUGCAAAGAUAAAAUGAAUGAUAAAUCAAUGAGUGGAAGAAGUAAAAUCAUCUUUAACUGUAACGAGGAUGAAUUAUGAAGUACAUGAAAUUUUUAAUGUUCACUGCUAAAUUUAUUGAAUGAUGAGACGAAUUUCGCAAGUUGAGAAUUGAAUGGAUGUUGAGGAAGAAAAAAGUGAAUUUUUGUUUAAUAAUCAGGAAUUUAUGUUUAUAAACGUUUGACUUUGUUUAGUCAAGCAGUUGACAUUCGAAUAAUCAACAUUAUUGCAAUAAUACAUAAUUUUAAACACAGAAGUGACGGACAGGAGGGGAGAAUUAAAAGGGUUGAUUGAAAAAUUAAAAGGUGAAAUGAGGGAAGAGAAUUUGAAUAAAUGAGGAUGUGAGAACAUAAAAUAAAAGGAAAUUCGAGAGAAUGAUAAACUAAGUUCUUCUGAUUGAAUAAUUUUCAUAAAAAAAUCAAUCUUCAGAUUUUUCGUUUUUUUUUCUAGUUAAAAUUAAAAAAAAAAGAAAAUGAAAAACCUAAAUUUACUGAACAUUGUCAAAAAAAGAGUUCCGAUUGUAAAUUGGUUACCAAAAUAUUCAACUGACGAUGCCCUUGGAGAUCUUGUGGCUGGUUUAACAAUUGGAUUAACAUUAAUUCCACAGGCAAUAGCUUAUGCUGGUUUAGCCGGUUUGGGACCACAAUUCGGCUUGUACAGUGCAUUCGCCGGAAGUUUCGUCUACAUAAUCUUUGGUACUUGCCCCGAAGUGAAUAUUGGACCAACAGCCCUUAUUUCCUUAUUAACUUUUACGUACGCGAGAGGUAUUCCUGAAUAUGCUGGUCUUCUGUGUUUCCUCUCCGGUUGUGUGACGAUAAUCUUUGGAGUACUGCGUUUAGGUUUCCUGGUGGAAUUUGUAUCAACGCCAGUUGUUUCCGGAUUUACAUCGGCUGCCAGUUUAAUAAUUGCCUGCAGUCAAAUUAAAGGUUUGCUCGGCUUGAAAAUUCACGGCGAAAGUUUCAUUGAAAUUUGGAAAGAAGUUUUUAAUAAGAUUGAUCAAACUCAGAUGGGCGAUUUAAUUCUUUCCUGUGGCUGUAUUGUGGUUCUUCUGACUCUGAGGUCAAUCAAAGACAUAAAGUCCUCAAAUAUUUUUGUGAGCAGAUUUAUUUGGUUUAUUGGAACUGGAAGAAAUGCGAUUGUCGUAAUUUUAUGCGCGACAAUUUCCUACAUUUUUGAAAGUCGAUCCAAGGCGCCGUUUAUUCUUACCGGGCAUAUCGACGCCGGAUUACCGAAUAUAGAACCACCGAAAUUUUCCUAUCACAAUGGAAAUCAAAAUUUGGACUUUUUAGGAAUAUGCAAAGCAUUUGGAUUUGGAAUUAUUGUCGUUCCAUUGAUUUCGAUAAUAGGAAAUGUUGCGAUAGCUAAAGCGUUCUCUCGAGGCAAGUCUUUAGAUGCAACACAAGAAAUGUUAACCUUGGGGCUUUGCAAUCUGGUUGGAUCCUUUUUUCAGUCAAUACCUGUAACCGGCUCUUUUUCUCGAAGUGCUGUCAGCAAUGCUUCCGGGGUAAGAACUCCUUUCGGUGGAUUAUACACAGGUAUUUUAGUUAUUUUGGCAUUGAGUUUACUAACUCCGUAUUUUUACUAUAUUCCAAGAGCAACUUUGAGCUCUGUUAUUAUUUGUGCUGUUAUUUUUAUGGUUGAGAUAGAAAUGUUGAAGUCCAUUUGGAGAAGCAGCAAAAGAGAUGUAAUUCCAGCUUUAGUGACAUUUUUAUCUUGUCUUUUCGCUGGAGUUGAAUUGGGAAUUAUGAUUGGAGUUAUAAUCGAUAUUGCAAUCCUUAUUUAUUUUAAUGCAAGGCCAACAAUGUACAUUGAAUACAGAAAUAGCUCUCCGUGUUCUUAUAUUUUGGUAAGACCGAGUGCAGGUCUUAUGUUCCCCGCAGUGGAUUAUUUAAGAACAUAUUUAACAGAAUGUUUAAAAGAAGAUAAACAAAAUACAAGGAAAAAUAAAGUUAACAUUGUACUCGAUUGUUCGCAUAUCGAUAGAAUAGAUUUUACAGCAAUACAGGGAAUUAAUUCUGUCGUAAAAGAUUUAAAAGGCGUUGGAGGUCGACUAAUUUUGUUGACGCCAACAAAUGAGAUUUCAAAAAGUAUUCAGUCUCAUGUUACGGAAUCAAUUUUAAUUGCUUGUACAGAUGUCGAGCUAAGUACAGUAUUAAAACAAAUUGGUGAUGAAACUUCUCACAAUAUUUCCAAUAGUGGGAAGUUUAUAAAAAAUGUUAAUGGCAAAACAAUCAUUAGAAUUAAUUCAAAUGACGCCAAUACAAAUGUAUAAAGUAUUAAAUUAGUUAAUUAACUGUAUACGGCAAUUUUUAUACAAUUAAUUAAUUUUUGUAAAUAUUAUUAUGAAAAGAGUUCCUAUUUAGUUUAGUUAAUUGUAUUAAUAAUAUUGUUGAACAUUUUUUUAAAUAUAUUCUUUA
Molecule: messenger RNA, 2813 nt
Organism: Leptopilina heterotoma
Lineage: Eukaryota; Metazoa; Arthropoda; Insecta; Hymenoptera; Figitidae
Product: sodium-independent sulfate anion transporter-like
Exons: 12
Coding region: 869-2668 (599 amino acids)
Biological process (GO): transmembrane transport
Cellular component (GO): membrane
Molecular function (GO): sulfate transmembrane transporter activity
Source: RefSeq, a predicted model, not a curated record